Molossus molossus (Pallas's mastiff bat) is the source of this 1659-nucleotide messenger RNA. RefSeq names its product solute carrier family 22 member 9-like. Gene Ontology annotation, cellular component: membrane. NCBI's taxonomy places the organism in Eukaryota, Metazoa, Chordata, Mammalia, Chiroptera, Molossidae. Gene Ontology annotation, biological process: transmembrane transport. The coding region runs from base 1 to 1659 and encodes 552 amino acids. The transcript is spliced from 10 exons. The record is from RefSeq and is a predicted model, not a curated record. Gene Ontology annotation, molecular function: transmembrane transporter activity.
AUGGCCUUUUAUAAGCUCCUGGAUGAAGCUGGGGUACUGGGCAGAUUCCAGAUUCUUCAGAUGGUUUUCCUUUGUCUCUCCUGCUUCAUGGUGUGCCCUCAUAUUCUAAUAGAGAACUUCACUGCAGCCGUCCCUGGCCACCGCUGCUGGGUGCAUAUCCUUGACAAUGACACUGUCUCUGCUAACGGCACUGGGAUCCUCAGGCAAGACGCCCUCCUGAGAGUCUCCAUCCCGCUGGACUCAGACCUGAGGCCAGAGAAAUGCCGCCGCUUCCUCCGCCCCCAGUGGCAGCUCCUUCACCUGAAUGGGACCUUGUCUAACACAAGCGAGCCAGACACGGAGCCCUGUGUGGAUGGCUGGGUGUAUGACCGCAGCUCCUUCUCCUCCACUAUCGUGACAAAGUGGGACCUGGUAUGUGAAUCUCAGUCACUGAAAUCAGUAGUCAAAUUCUCAUUCAUGGUUGGAAUGCUGCUGGGAGGUAUCAUCUAUGGCCAUUUAUCAGACAGGUUUGGGAGGAGGUUAGUUCUCAAGUGGUGUUUGCUGGCGCUCACCGUUGCUGGGACCUGCACCGCCUUUGCUCCCAGACUCCUUGUUUACUGCGCACUGCGCCUCCUGGCCGGCUUUUCCGCCAUGGGCAUCCUGAUAAACAGUACUCUGCUUAUUAUAGAAUGGACAGUGCCCCGGUACCAAGCCGCGGGAAUGAUAGUGACCAUCUGUGCCGCUUGUGUGGGGCAGAUAAGUCUGGGAGGACUUGCUUUUGUCAUUCAAGACUGGCACAUCCUUCAGCUGGUGUAUUCUGUACCGUUUUUGGUCUUAUUUCUUUCCUCAAGGUGGUUGGCAGAGUCUGCUCGGUGGCUGAUUAUCACCAACAAACCAGAGGAGGGCUUAAAGGAACUUAGAAAAGCCGCCCACAUAAAUGGAAAAAAGAAUGCUGGAGAUACCCUAACCAUGGAGGUUUUGAGGUCCGCCAUGCGGGAGGAGCUGGACGCAGCACAGACCAGACCUCCGGUGUCUGAUUUGUUCCGCACGCCCAAAAUGCGUAAAAGGAUCUGUCUCCUGGCCUUUGUGAGAUUUGCAAACUUCAUACCCUUUUACGGCCUGAGUCUCCACCUCCAGUACCUGGGGAGCAAUGUCUACCUGUCCCAGGUUCUCUUUGGCGCAGUCACCCUCCCAGGCAAUUACUUUGCGCUGUUGACACUGAACCACCUGGGCCGGAGAAUAAGCCAGAUGCUUUUCCUGCUCCUGGUGGGGAGCUCCAUUCUGGCCAUCACGUUCGUGCCUCGAGAUAUGCAGACUCCGCGUGUGGUUUUGUCAACGUUGGGAGUGGGAUUUUCUUCUGCGGCAAUUAUGGGCUCUCUUGCCCACGGAAAUGAGCUGAUCCCCACCAUAAUCAGGGCAACGGCUUCAGGAAUCGUUGGAAUGGUUGGCAGUGUCGGGGCAGCGCUGGCUCCCCUCUUGAUGAUCCUAACGGUGUACUCUCCCCACCUGCCCUGGAUCAUCUAUGCGAUCUCGUCCUUCAUCCCCAGCUUUGUCGUCUUCCUCCUUCCUGAAACCAGGAAUCAACCUCUGCCUGACUCCAUCCAGGAUGUGGAAAAGGAGAGAAAAGACUCAAGAGAAGCAGAACAGGAAGAGCCCUUCGUAAAAGUGACGCAGUUCUGA